AUGGCUUUAAUUAAGAAGUGUUUGGAAGGAAAUCAACUGCCACCGUCAAUUCCUCCGAGCUUUCUUCAGGAACCCAUAUCUUCAUUCCUGGAACCACGAAAACUGUCAGUCACUGAAGCACCUACCGCCCUGGGUUUGGUAACCAACGGAGCGGACUCUAACGAGUGGUCUAUUCCGCCUAACUCUCGGCCCAAGUACCGCCUGCAGUUCAAUCAAAACGACCGUACUAAAUGUGGCUAUCUAACUGGUGUGGAAGCUCGUGGAAUCUCCAUGUCACCUCACCUGCCUCAGUCAACCCUUGCCUACAUUUGGAACCUGGCAGACAUCGACAAUGACAGUAAUCUGACAGGCAAUGAAUUCCGCAUCGCGGCCUACCUGAUCGACCAGGCUCUAGCGGGACGCACUUCGCCCCCCCCCCCACACUGCCCCCUUCUCUUAUCCCGGUACAGGCUCAAAGUCAGUAAGUCGAUCCAAGCAGAAAUCUCGGUUCAUCUGGACGAACAUCCGUCGAGCAGAAUGUUCCCUGCGACUCAACACACCAAACUUUCGAAGACAAGCGCAUGCAGAACUUCUUGUUGGGUCAGGCAGAAAUGGAUCGACGCAAACAGGAUCUCACAGAGAAGCUAAGGCAGGACGAUGAGGCCCGUCGGGAACAGGCUCGCCUAGAGGCCGAGAAGCAGGAGAAGCUUCGACUAGAACAGGAAAGGCGAAGACAAAAAGAGGCGGAGAAGGAGGCCGAACAUCAGCGCAACCUUGAAGCACAGCGCGAAGCUCGAAGGCAGCAGGCCACCGCAGCGCACAUCCAGGCUCUGAAGGAGGCCCAGCGUCAGAAAGCCCUAGAGCUGGAGAAGGCCCGUGUUGAGGCCCUGGCGAAGGAGCGUGCGGCCGAGGCAGCUGCCCUCGAACAGGCAAAGACACUUCGUGCGAGUCUGCUGGAGGCAGCCGCCAGUCUGGCCACUCGUCGCCAGACCCUCGAGGUGCGCCUGUCAGAAGUGCAAUCCGAAUACGAGGGACACCGACGGGCUAUCCUCGAGAUGGGCGACCGCCGCGACGCCCUGGAACGCGAGAGUGUGGAUUUGAGUGAACGUGUGGAGGCCGGCCGAGCUGAACUGCAUCGUUGGCAACGCGAGCACGAACAACUCUCUCUGCGUGUCACUACCAGCGUGGACGCCAACCAGGCCCCUGAGCAUCACAAGACCCUCGUAAACGAUAUGAGGCAACUCAACGAGAGCAAACAACAACUGGAACACCGGCUAACUGACUUGAAUUCACGAGACGCUGGAGGGCCAGACUCUAGCCUCACAUCGACGUCGGGCCAAGGAGCUGGAAAAGACUCAUGCCCGAGGUGCGCGCCUUGCGGGCCACCUUGGGGGAUCGUCAAAAGGCUUACCGCGAGGAUAAGAAACGAAAAGCCAGCAUGGCAGCAGCUGCAGCUGCACUGACAGCGUCAUCGGCUGCGAAGUCAACCAACAGCUCAACUUUGUCGAGUGGCCCCACAGAGACCUACGUUGCCCUCUAUUCCUACACGCCCUCAAGCUUUGAUGAACUCGCCUUAACGGUUGGAGAUAAAAUCUUGAUACACAAGAGCCCACGAGAGGGAGGAGGAGAUGGCUGGCUUUAUGGUGAGCUCAAUGGGAAGCGUGGUCUCGUUCCAGCCACCUAUGUCAAGUCGCAGUCAGCUCACCAGAUAUUUCCUGCGGCUAUAUCGGAUCCUUUCGUCCCUGUAAUGCCAUCCCAAACCGAAACCGGCGAUUCUGCACUGGUGGCGUCCGCAACCGUUGACGAGGACCAAAAACGUCUGACCUCAACUGCCACACCUCUCUUCACUUGCAUAGCUCUUUAUGACUUCAAGGGCCAUCUGCCGGGUGACCUUUCACUGAAAGUAGGUGAGAAAGUAAACAUCCUCAACGAAAAGGACGGCUGGUACGAGGGGGGUCCUUGUACAGCCACAAGAGCGGCAUGUUUCCGGCAAAUUACGUGGAAAAACUGCCUUCCACUGAAUCUUCCAACUCGCAGGGAACCAAUGGCGUGGCGCCCGUCCAACCCACCUCUACGAGCCUGCAGGAAGCUGCCACCUACCCGACUUCUGCGUCUACUACAGCCACUAGUAUUAAGGCGAACCAACCUGAGGAAAUGGCGAUAACUGUGCUGGACCCACCGGAACUUGCCAUUAUGUAGAGUGCCUUUACGGCUGCUGGUGUUGGCCAGCUCACUCUUGUUGCCAAACAGUACGUCAAAGUCCAACGGAAGUCUGCCUCGGGCUGGUGGGAGGGAGAAAUCCAGCAACGAGGACAGGACAGGCAGGUGGGUUGGUUCCAGCCAUUUUUGUACGUGUCGUCAGCUCCACCUCCAAACCUCCCGUUACGGAUAGUCGUGGGCAGCAUCAGGUAUCCCCCACUCCGCUCCAACCACCACAACGACUGCAAACAAGUCAUUGGUGCAAGCGAAAUACGCCUAUAAGGCUGCCCAGCCGGACGAAUUGACCUUCGAAGAGAACGCCCUAAUCGAGGUUUUGAACCACGAGGAGGAGGGCUGGUGGCGCGGUCGCCUGACCGCUUCCGGGGUCGAAGGUCUCUUCCCAGUGAAUUACGUCCAGCCCUAUAACAACGCUGCAGUUGACGGAACCUCUGGUGGACAAUUUGAUUCGCCCAAGACCGCCGCAGCCUCUUCUUCGGCGCCGAAGCCAUGCUAA
This is a messenger RNA of Spirometra erinaceieuropaei, 2692 nucleotides long. The record is from the annotation of a GenBank genome assembly. NCBI's taxonomy places the organism in Eukaryota, Metazoa, Platyhelminthes, Cestoda, Diphyllobothriidea, Diphyllobothriidae.